CCGCCCUCGCCGUCCUCGCCGCCGCCGGCCUUUCUCCGGCCGACGCCGCUACUGCCGUUGCUUUGCGGGUUGGAGGGCCCCGGCGUCCCGGGGCGAGCGGAGACUGCGGGUGGGAGCCUGCGUGGGCCCUGCGGAGCGGGCCGGGGGAGGCCGGGAUGGCGCGCCCCGGAGUUGACUGAAGCCAGCGGCCGGGUUCCAGAGCCUCCAGGCGGGAUCCAGGGGCCUCCGGGGCUGCACCGGAUGGUCUGAGGGCGGCGCAGACAUGGCUCAUCUCCGGGGAUUUGCCAACCAGCACUCGCGGGUGGACCCCGAGGAGCUCUUCACCAAGCUGGACCGCAUCGGCAAGGGCUCCUUCGGGGAGGUGUUCAAGGGCAUCGACAACCGCACCAAGGAGGUGGUGGCCAUCAAGAUCAUCGACCUGGAGGAGGCGGAGGACGAGAUCGAGGACAUCCAGCAGGAGAUCACCGUGCUUAGCCAGUGCGACAGCCCCUACAUCACCCGCUACUUCGGCUCCUACCUGAAGAGCACGAAGCUGUGGAUCAUCAUGGAGUACUUGGGCGGCGGCUCCGCGCUGGACCUGCUGAAGCCGGGCCCGCUGGAGGAGACCUACAUCGCCACCAUCCUGCGGGAGAUCCUGAAGGGGCUGGACUACCUGCACUCGGAACGCAAGAUCCACAGGGACAUCAAAGCUGCCAACGUGCUGCUCUCAGAGCAGGGCGACGUGAAGCUGGCGGACUUCGGGGUGGCGGGGCAGCUCACGGACACGCAGAUCAAGAGGAACACGUUCGUGGGCACCCCCUUCUGGAUGGCGCCCGAGGUCAUCAAGCAGUCGGCCUACGACUUCAAGGCGGACAUCUGGUCGCUGGGGAUCACGGCCAUCGAGCUGGCCAAGGGCGAGCCUCCCAACUCGGACCUGCACCCCAUGCGCGUCCUGUUCCUGAUCCCCAAGAACAGCCCGCCCACGCUGGAGGGCCACCACAGCAAGCCCUUCAAGGAGUUUGUGGAGGCCUGCCUCAACAAGGACCCCCGAUUCCGGCCCACGGCCAAAGAGCUCCUGAAGCACAAGUUCAUCACGCGCUACACGCGGAAGACCUCCUUCCUGACCGAGCUCAUAGACCGCUACAAGCGCUGGAAGUCUGAGGGGCACGCCGAGGAGUCCAGCUCCGAGGACUCAGACAUUGAUGGGGAUGCUGAGGACGGCGAGCAGGGCCCCAUCUGGACCUUUCCCCCCACCAUCCGGCCCAGCCCGCACAGCAAGCUGCACAAGGGGACAGCUCUACAUGGCCCCCAGAAGCCCGCGGAGCCCGUCAAGAGGCAGCCGCGGUCCCAGUGCCUGUCCACACUCGUCCGGCCUGUCUUUGGAGAGCUCAAGGAGAAGCACAGGCAGAGCGGUGGGGGCGUCGGGGCGCUGGAGGAGCUGGAGAACGCCUUCAGUCUGGCCGAGGAGUCCUGCCCCGGCAUCUCGGACAAGCUGAUGGCCCACCUGGUGGAGCGGGUGCAGAGGUUUUCCCACAACAGAAACCACCUGACAUCUGCCCGCUAAAGCUGCUGAGGGGCGAGGGGGGUCCCGUCUCGAGCUCUGCGAGGACUGUGCUGACUUGGAACGCCCGCGGGUCAUGGCCCCUUUCCUGUGCUGAGGGCCCUCCACUUCCUUCCCCUCUCGCCCGGGCUGUGGCUCCCUGGCAGCAAAGAAGCUGGAGGACUGUGUGGCCUGGGGGCGGCAGGCGCAGUCCCCACACCUCCCCCUGGUGGGCCGUCCCCCCGCCUUGGGCUCCGGUGGCGGGCUCUGGUGGCGGCCACUGGCAAGGACGACGAGGAGGAGGAGGAACAGAGACCAGCAGGCAGGUCGGCCUCCCCGCCCCGCCCCGCCCCCUGGGCCCAUGAUGGCUCACAGCCGUAGCAGACCUGCCUUGUGGUGUGGGCCCAGGUACCGCGGCCUCUCGCGAGUGCGCGUGUCAGCCAGAACGUGUGUGUGACACCUGAACUCCGCACUUCCCCGUGUGCUCUGAGGUGAGGGUGUUAGUUUCCUAGAACGUGGGGAGACUCCUGUCGCUUUCAAUAAAGACCCGACUGGGGACCUGGCGUCUGAGUUGUCAC
Pteronotus mesoamericanus is the source of this 2097-nucleotide messenger RNA. It is a transcript of the gene STK25, whose product is annotated as serine/threonine kinase 25. The record is from RefSeq and is a predicted model, not a curated record. Gene Ontology annotation, biological process: protein phosphorylation. Gene Ontology annotation, molecular function: ATP binding; protein serine/threonine kinase activity. Bases 263 to 1543 code for a protein of 426 amino acids. Gene Ontology annotation, cellular component: cytoplasm. The transcript has 12 exons. Lineage: Eukaryota; Metazoa; Chordata; Mammalia; Chiroptera; Mormoopidae.